GCUUGUUUAUGCUGGUAAGGAAUAUUCGCAGGAUCUCAAAAAAUCGUUUUAGAGAUAGUCUGGCGACGAUUACGAGUGCACGACUACUUAAAUUUACGCGUGACUGGUAGGAUAGCAGACCUAAUAGAUGUUGCGCGAAAACUCCACGUGUGGUGAUCGUGCAUGGAGGUGCUGGUACUGUAGCUCACAGAGAAACUACUGGGUUAAGUUUAUUUCCCCAGUUGUUCAUUUACUCUUAAAUGAUUUAUUUUGCAAAUGUACGGCUUUGCUAUCCCUUUUAUUACCACCAGAAAUAAUGGGCAUGAGAACCGUGAGGUCCGACAUGUCUGACGUCCACCACGCUCCUGUUCGGAUCCCACAGUUCUGGAUCUGGCAUAUCUGGGGGACUUCAUUGAAGCAUGAUUGAAGCUUCAAAGAUCCUGUCAUAUACUAUAGUUUCAAUGAUUGGUCAGUGUCAUCAACAUUUUUGACGAUGGGGAAAAGGACAGUCUCUGGUCAUGCUGGUUCCUGGGACAGUCAAGAAAAUGUGGCAAAGAAGAAAAGUAAAUAUGCUGAAACGAAGCACCAAUCUGUGUCGAAGUCUUCAGAUGGAAACAAAUUGAAUCCCUCAAAAAAGUUCCGGGAAAGCCUAGACACAGAUUCCAAAAAGACAGUCCCAACCUUCUGGUGGCAUGCCAAAAAGGUGAAGAAGCUCAAGAACGAGGGACAGGCGGGCUCAAAUAGAGCCAAGGCCAUGCUGAGUGCGCCACCGGGAAUGUCUAAAGGCUCCACGGUGGCAAGCCCCGGCGGAGGUCAGGGGAAAAUCAGCAAGAAAAAAGCCCUGCAGUUGAAAAAGAAACGCCAAAGGAAGAACAGGCUGCUGAAAAAGAAGCUGAACUCCAGCAAAGAUGCUGCAGGUGACUUGCCGCGGAUGCCAAAAACAUGGGGGACAUCGAAGCAUGCCAAGAAAACACCACAUGUUAAAAAAAUGAAAAACAAAGUAGGAAAACAGAAUGAAGGGAGCGAGAAAACCAAGCCAGAUGAAGGUUAUAGGACCACUAAAAAGGCUGUUAACAGCUCAAAACCAAAGGCUGUUAAGCUAGGUCAAGACAACACCAUUCUCGCUCCGCGAGUAUCCUCGCAAAGUUCGAAUCUUCAAAAGAGUGGAGGGCAGAAGGAACGCAAGGUGAAGAAAGCCAGAAAGUUUAAAAAGGCAAACACUUCUACAGAUGCUAUACCGGCAACCAGCAGAGAAACCGGCGAGUCUGCAUCUGGGUUGACCUUGCUGGGACAAGACAGGAGUAGAAAUGUCAAGAAAGCAGGGAACGGUAAACAUUUCAGUGAUAACUGUCCCGUUGUUGACAAGGAUAGCAGCAGCCUCAGUGAUAAGACAGAAAUGGACAAGAGGAAGCAGGAAGAGGUGUCCUCCAACUGGAAGGCUUUGCUGCCAAUUGUUGAAAAGUCCAAGGAAGCAGAUGCAAAGAGACGAAAGAAAUUCGGAAAGGCAAAGAAGACGAACGAGGAGCCCAAAGCAAGGUUAACUGUGACCCCCAAGCCAGACAUCUGGUUUGAUGAUGUCGACCCCUCGCUGAUCAGAGCCAAUGAGAAUACAGAAGCUGUCGACAGUGUCCAAUCAGAAACAGACUACAAUCCACUCAUCAGAAAGGACGCACAGAAUUGCCCAACAAAGUGCCUAGCAAUGGACUGUGAGAUGGUGGGUACCGGCCCAAAAGGCUCACAGAGCAUCCUAGCCAGGGUGUCUGUGGUGAACCAGUAUGGUGCCUGCAUCUUUGACAAGUAUGUCAAGCCCCGGGAACCGGUCACAGACUACAGGACUUUUGUCAGCGGCAUCCGACCUCAAGAUCUGAGAGACAAAGGAGAGGAUUUUGAGAAAGUCCAGAAGGAACUGUCGGACCUACUGAAGGGAAGGGUUGUUGUGGGCCAUGCCCUUCACAACGACUUCAAGGUGUUGUACUUCAGCCACCCUCGAAGUUUGAUUCGAGAUACAUCAACAUAUCAACCAUUCAAGGAUCUUUUCAAGAGCAAGAGGCCAGGCCUCAGGAAGUUGACAGAGCUCCUUUUGAAAGUCAACGUGCAAAAAGGGGAACAUAACUCAAUCGAAGAUGCACAGGCUGCGAUGAAACUGUACCUGCUGCACCGAAGGCAGUGGGAGAAGUGGCUUCGAGAGAGGCGUCAUCUACUGCCCAGCAAGAAAAUGGCCAAAGCAGACAGGAAGACAGCAACGGAGGCACUUGUCUAGUGAUUUGUGAAUCCCACACAGCUACAAGAGAACUGUUACACCCCCACUAUGACAUCUGUCCCAUUUAUGGUCAGGACGGCUCCUGUUUAUAGAAUAGUGUGCCAGUGUAUACCGUGACGUCAACGUCGUUUGUUUCAGAGCUCUAGUUUUUAUUUCCAUUAUGGAUGAAAUGCCACAUUGCCAUAAUUCGGAGGAACACCAUUGUAUGGGAGCCGCAAAACUCGGAGAAGGUUGAGAAAUUUGCCAACUAUGAGGGACCAUCCCAACGAUACGAACAGAACCUCUGGUAAUCGUUUGGUUUUCGAACUGUUAGCCUCAGUACAAGUAAUGCUCAGCACCGCUGUAGGCUGUCCUUGAUUGGUAAUGAUAGCUCAAGGCAGCAUGGGUGUUGCCAGGAUUGUUUUUGGGGGGGAGGGGGAGACACUCGGCAACAGCGAAUUUGCAAACCAUUAGUGGUGGAAGGGGGUCAAAUUCUGAUGUAUUUUCAGUCAAAUUGGUGAUUUCGAUCACCUUUUCUUCAUUUUCAUCUUUUCUUAGUCACACACCCCUGCAAAGGGCAACACUGCAUCUAUACUCUCCAACAGUUAUUAUCAAUGGUUUUCUUCUUUGUGAAUUAAUAAAGAAAACUCUUUUUCCAAAACAUACUCGCUACUCUGCACUCUGGGGUCUUCCAAUUAAAAUGUUUCAUCGACUGAUGUUUAGCAAAGUUUUAAAAGCCGCACUGUGAACUGUUUUGAAUUACCAGGGUGACAAUCCUUGGUCAGAACUUAAAGUUAACGAGUCAGUUUGGAAGAAAUGCUGGAAAACUGGCUCUUCCCUUCUGCCAACUCCCCCCCACACACACACACACCCACAAAGUUGCAGUUGAGGCCAAAAUAUACAUCAACCAAAAUAUUUGCCCAGUAAUGGGUAAAGUGUAUAAUUUUUUCACUUUCAACUAUAUGUCACUUGUUGGAAAGCCUAACAAGCUCAACUGGCAUCUUCAUAGUUGCCGAACAGUGUUAUGUUUAAGAAGUCUUGGGGUAGAUUUUGUCUACUUCCAGUAUGGUUUUAAAUACAAGAUUUUAUGACCCGAAAAGGGAAA
This is a messenger RNA of Acanthaster planci (crown-of-thorns starfish), 3323 nucleotides long. It is a transcript of the gene rexo4, whose product is annotated as REX4 homolog, 3'-5' exonuclease. Lineage: Eukaryota; Metazoa; Echinodermata; Asteroidea; Valvatida; Acanthasteridae. Gene Ontology annotation, cellular component: nucleus. Gene Ontology annotation, molecular function: 3'-5' exonuclease activity; nucleic acid binding. Gene Ontology annotation, biological process: rRNA processing. The record is from RefSeq and is a predicted model, not a curated record.